UGAAACGCAGUUGUAAAUCAUAAAUAGUUUGAAUUCAUUAAUGGAUUAAAAUCAUUUGAUAACUGCUUUUAAGUAUCAUUUAAAGGAAUAUGUAACAAUACACUAUUUACCUGUAACAUUUUGUGAUUUUUUUAUUUAAUUGAGCAUGACUAUAAAUAUGGACAAAAACUAAGACGUAGAGUGAAUGAUGAAAAUACAGACAGAGAGAGAGGUUGAUCCUAGGACUCUCAAUGGUAUACUUUUCACUGUUUCGGAAUCACCUCCGUGGUAUUUAUGCAUCUUAUUUGGAUUUCAGCAUUUUCUAACAGCAUUUGGAAGUCUGAUAUCACUCCCGAUUCUAUUGAGUAAGCUGUAUUGUAUGGACAGUGACAAUGUUGCUCUAAGUGAAAUUAUCAGUACAGUGUUCUUUGUCUCUGGUAUUGUCACACUCCUACAGACUAGUUUUGGUAUCAGGUUGCCAAUUCUACAAGGUGUAUCUGCAAGCUUCCUGGUCCCUAUCAUAACAAUUCUAAACCAACCUGAGUGGAAAUGUCCUUACACAGAAGCAAGAAACAAAUAUGGGAAUAAUGUAACAUUCACGGACAUUGGUUUACCAGCCGUCGGUAGUUCUGGUCAUCAAGAAAUCUGGCACAAACGAAUUCGAGAAGUUCAAGGGGCUAUAAUGAUAGCGUCAUUGUUCCAAAUAGUGAUAGGAUUUACAGGUGUGAUGGGUUUUGCACUCCGGUAUUUUGGUCCGCUCGUUAUCACACCCACUCUCACCUUAAUUGGUUUAUCUCUCUUCCAAACCGCGGCAGGAAUGGCAUCGCAACAAUGGUGGAUCGCUAUAAUGACGAUAUUGCUUAUUACCAUACUCAGUCAAUAUUUGAAGAAUGUCAAGAUACGUUGUCUACCUAGAAGGACUAACGAGUCGGGAGUAAAACAAAAGUUGCCAGUAUUCACGCUGUUCCCGGUUAUGAAUGCAAUUCUUUUAUCAUGGGGUGUAUGUGCAAUUCUAACGGCAACCGGGGCAUUGCCUGACAAUCCUGGGGAAUGGGGAUAUGCUGCCCGCACCGAUAGAAGUUUACAAGUUUUACAAAGUGCCGAAUGGUUCCGAUUCCCAUAUCCAGGUCAAUGGGGUUUGCCUACUGUAAGCGCUGCAAGCGUGUUUGGGAUUUUAGCGGGCGUUUUAGCAGCCAUGUUGGAAUCAAUUGGAGACUAUUACGCAUGCGCAAAAUUAUCUGGAGCGCCACCUCCCCCACAACACGCGAUAAACAGGGCCAUAUUAGUAGAAGGCUUCGGUUGUUUUCUUGCUGGGCUAUGGGGUACGGGACAAGGUACAACUUCGUUUGGUCAAAAUACAGGAACUAUUGGUAUAACUAAGGUGGGCAGCAGAUUUGUUGUUCAGGUUGCGGCAUGCAUCAUGUUGGUUCUUGGCUGCGUGGGUAAAUUCGGGGCCGUAUUUACUUCCAUACCACAACCUAUUGUCGGAGGAGUCUUCAUGGUCACAUUUGGUAUGGUAACCGGUGUAGGACUGUCAAAUUUACAAUAUGUCGACUUGAAUUCUUCUCGGAAUGUUUUUAUAGUUGGGAUUUCUAUCUUUUUUGGACUUAGUUUUCCGGUUUGGAUAAAAGGGAACCCUGGCGCUAUAGACACGGGAAGUGACGUCGUUGACCAGAUACUGUCUGUUUUACUAGGUACAAACAUGUUUGUUGGUGCUUUAGUUGCCUUUGUACUUGGCAAUACUGUUUCAGGUACACUUAAAGAGCGAGGAAUCCUGUCUUGGAUUGGGGAUAGUACCACAAGAACAGACACAGAGCGGUCCGAACAAAGCGUUUAUGAUCUUCCAUGUAUACAAGACAGGUUAAAUGGUAUUUCCGUGUUGAGAUAUUGCCCAAUAUGUCCAUCGUUUACAAGAAAACCAGGGACGGUCGUCAGUCAGCAGAAAAAUGGCGGGAAAAUGUCGGCUACAGAUAUACAUGAAGGAUUUGAUGAUAAAAUUGAAGAGUUUGAUUUAGGCGAUAACACACGAUUGUGAUUUUCAUGUUUAUGCUUUGAAUUAUUCAUAUAUGUACAUGUACCUUAUAGAUCUAUACACAUAUCACACAUUAUAUGUUUUUUUACUAUUCACUAGAACCACAGAAAUAAACAGUCUGAGAUGUACCGUUAUAUUCUUUUGAUUUUUCUAAAUUUUCUUUUCAGAAACAAAAAACAACCAUAUAUUUCAACAUAGCUUUUAUUCGUCAAAAGACGAAUGUUACAUGUAUUCGGAUAAAAGGGCCUUUUUUCAAUUUAUAUUUAGUUAAGCUGUUUCAUAUUUCUUCUAUUUCGACAAUUUUUAUGUUUUGGCCUCAUUAUCAGUUUGAAGUGUCGCGAGCAAAAAUAACGCUAUAAACGGAAAUGGUUAUGAAGAAUUAGGAAAUACAGUUUGAUAAAGAAACUUUAAAUAACACCAACUUUGAUAAUGUUACUAUUUUGAACUUGUUUGUUCAACUCAAGGAUCUAAUGGACCCGUAUGGUAAACAUUCAAUAUCAAUAUUUAAACCUUUUAGGUUAAAUAAUAUAAUUAUUAAAUUUUUUACACGAUUUGAAUUAUAUAACAUAUAUCAUCAAAUUACAUUUUUUGUCUUGUAUGUAAAAUACGUAUGUCUUUAGUUGUAACUCAUGAUUUGGUCUCCAAUGAAA
Molecule: messenger RNA, 2661 nt
Organism: Ruditapes philippinarum (Manila clam)
Lineage: Eukaryota; Metazoa; Mollusca; Bivalvia; Venerida; Veneridae
Product: solute carrier family 23 member 1-like
Exons: 12
Coding region: 185-2014 (609 amino acids)
Biological process (GO): transmembrane transport
Cellular component (GO): membrane
Molecular function (GO): transmembrane transporter activity
Source: RefSeq, a predicted model, not a curated record